CGGGUCUCUCCGCCAGUCGCAGCCGGAGAAGAGUAUCGACAGCACGCAUUUCCUGGAGCUCUCCGUUGUUACGUGAAACAGAAAAAUGCGCAAACAUUUGUUUUAUCCUGGGAGAAUGGCCGUUUCAUUCCGUAAGGGACCACGGGGAUUUCUCCGUCAGGAUCCGACUGACGCAGCCAAAGUCCUGAAAGACAACCCGUCUCUGCAGGACAAGUCUGCACCUGUCAAGGAGGAGCUGGUCAGGCAAAAUGCGCUGACUGUGGUCCGCCAGAGAGGAGGAGACCCUUCAGAUAAAACUGAAGUGUCUGGAGAUUACAUCCUGCAGUUUGGGAAGUACAAGGGGAAGUCCUUCCGCUGGCUUCUGGAGAAUGACAUUGGGUAUACCAUCUACCUGAUCAGGAACCAGCAAAAGGAGGAGGCUGCAGGAUUGUUCAUGGCAGCGGGGCACAACAAGGACAGCCUACUGUCAUUUGUGACCUAUUCCCUCAUCUUUCCAGAAAUCCAAUCUCUUCUCAGCUAUGAGGAACAAAAGCCAGUUGUGGCAGCAGCAGCAUCGGAGGACGACCAGCUGGUUGGUUUUGGCUCUCGUGCCAACAACACCUGGCGAGAGAUUUGGGACAGCAGGGAGGAUGGCUAUUCAUCCUUCAUUGUGAAGACAAAGUGUGCUGCGGGGACAACGAUGCACAAGCUCCAACUCUACCUCCAGAAGAAGCUGCAUCCACCCACCGUGUCCUCUCUGAUGACACACGCCUCACAUGCUCCUGCUGAAGCCAUUGUGAUGGAUGAAGAUGAAGAGCUGGAGAGAGCGAUGCUGGGUAUCUCUCCUUCCAAGCAACACGUGCAGAGCUCUGUUUUUGCAUCAUCCUCAUCGUCAUCAUCUGCCAGAGAACGACAGCCUUUGAGAAGAGAAAGAGGUCUUUAACCCAAAGCGUCCUGCCGUCGACCGACACAACUGGGACCAUGAAUUCUUAUCCCACAUGAAGCAUGACUAUUCUCAUCCCGUCUCAUGUUGACCACGUUCUGGUCAUGUUUGUCUUUUGGUGUUCUACCUAUUGUCCUAGUGACUAUGAAUUGAUUCCAGUCAUGAUGAGGUACCAUCUGCUACACUGGCUGCACCAGCCAAGGCUAAGGGUUCACAAGUAGAUGCCCCUGCAUUACCAUCCGUAAAGAGACCUGUGCCCGUUCCCCAGGAGCUCAUGUGUCUGAUGCCCGAAGGAGCAGCUCAUCUGUCAACAGAGGCGACUGCCACAGUUCCUGGAUCAGAGGAGCUCCUGAUUUCUCCUGAGACGUCUGCAGAGCCCGGUCAACUGCCAACUCCACACAGAGAUCAAAGUGAGCCUUUACCCAGGCCAAUAGCUGUCCCCACCUGUCCUCCUCCACAGCUUCCUGGCUACGACCACGAUGUCAGCCAGUGGAACUGUUCACAGCAGCAGAGGAUCUGGAUGAAGACGGAGCUGGAAUCUAUGGGUCUCUGGCCAGGUUCCAUUCCUGUGCGGAACCCCAUGAAGAUGGUGUCAUUGUGGCGUUUGCCUCCCCAGCCUGAAUUGAUUGACAGCAUCUCCGAUCUUCCUUCCCCAAAGUACUUUCAGCUCCAUCCAUUUUUUAUAUGGAAGCCAGAGAACAAUAACCUCAUGGGGAGGAUGAGGAACAACGACACUCUGCCGUGUAUGGGAGGUUGUGCACGGCCUCAAGUUGCCUCUGCAGGUGUUGGUAGACCUCGUGUCGUUGUUGGCAUCACUGGACAGUACUACCUGUUGUCAUCCAGGCUGUGCUGCAAAGUGUGCAAAAAAAAGUGGUACGCUGACAACCCACUGUGGCUUGACAAACUCCCAAAGAGGUACACAAACCUCUUGCCAGCCAUCCUGACGUACAAUUUCAAUUCAAUUCAAUUCAGUUUAUUUUGUAUAGCCCAAUAUCACAAAUUACAAAUUUGCCUCAGAGGGCUUUACAAUCU
This is a messenger RNA of Cyclopterus lumpus (lumpfish), 1954 nucleotides long. RefSeq lists its product as uncharacterized. The coding region runs from base 86 to 922 and encodes 278 amino acids. NCBI's taxonomy places the organism in Eukaryota, Metazoa, Chordata, Actinopteri, Perciformes, Cyclopteridae. The transcript is spliced from 8 exons. The record is from RefSeq and is a predicted model, not a curated record.